Molecule: messenger RNA, 750 nt
Organism: Xiphias gladius (swordfish)
Lineage: Eukaryota; Metazoa; Chordata; Actinopteri; Istiophoriformes; Xiphiidae
Gene: arl2
Product: ADP-ribosylation factor-like 2
Exons: 5
Coding region: 147-701 (184 amino acids)
Biological process (GO): protein folding
Cellular component (GO): cytoplasm; microtubule cytoskeleton
Molecular function (GO): GTP binding; GTPase activity
Source: RefSeq, a predicted model, not a curated record
ACCAAUCGGUGGCUAGGCGAGGCGGGAUUAGAGUUACAAUUGCUUCCUACAACGCGAUGCUGCUCAUGGAUACCGAACAUCUUUCAUAUUAAACCGUAAAUCUGUAAAAGUAUCUAUUUCAAUAACGGCAGCGGGACAGCGCUGCGAUGGGUUUGCUGACGAUUUUGAAGAAGAUGAAGCAGAAGGAGCGGGAGAUGAGGCUUCUGAUGUUAGGCCUGGACAACGCGGGAAAGACGACCAUCCUGAAGAAGUUUAACGGCGAGGACAUCAGCACCAUCUCCCCGACCCUGGGCUUCAACAUCAAAACGCUGGAGCACAGGGGGUUUAAAUUGAAUAUUUGGGAUGUAGGAGGUCAGAAGUCACUGCGUUCCUACUGGAGGAACUACUUUGAGAGCACAGAUGGGCUGGUGUGGGUGGUGGACAGUGCAGACAGACUCAGACUGGAGGACUGCAGGCGGGAACUCGGUGCACUGCUGCUGGAGGAGAGGUUAGCUGGUGCGACACUGCUGGUUUUUGCCAACAAGCAGGACUUACCAGGAGCACUGUCAAAAGAGGCGAUACGAGAGGCACUGGCUCUAGGUGAGAUUAAAAGUCAUCACUGGUGCAUCAUUGGUUGCAGUGCAGUAACAGGAGAGAAUCUGUUAGCUGGGGUGGACUGGCUAUUAGACGAUAUUUCUGCGAGGAUCUUCACAGCUGACUGAAUGUGUGCUCGUGUCCCUGAUUUAAAAAAAAAAAAAAAAAAAAAAAAAA